Molecule: messenger RNA, 1260 nt
Organism: Triticum turgidum subsp. durum (durum wheat)
Lineage: Eukaryota; Viridiplantae; Streptophyta; Magnoliopsida; Poales; Poaceae
Source: the annotation of a GenBank genome assembly
AUGGCCGGGUCCAUCGCGGCCGCGGCCUUCUUCCCGGGGCCGCCGGGGCCGCCGCCGCCGCCCAAGAGCGCCCUGGGCGAGCGUCCGGACAGCCUGGACGUCCGCGGCAUCGCCGCGAGGCAGGCCUCGUCGUCCUCCGCCGUGAGGGCCGCCAGGACGCGCGCCCACGCGGCCGUCCCCAAGGUGAACGGCGGCGGCAAGUCGGCGCUGGCGGACGCGGAGCACGACGCCAUGCCCUCGGCGGCGCAGCCGAGGACGUUCUACAACCAGCUGCCCGACUGGAGCAUGCUCCUCGCGGCCAUCACCACCAUCUUCCUGGCCGCCGAGAAGCAGUGGACGCUGCUCGACUGGAAGCCCAAGCGGCCCGACAUGCUCGUCGACACGCUGGGCUUCGGCACCAUCGUACACGACGGCGUCAUGUUCAGGCAGAACUUCUCCAUCAGGUCCUACGAGAUUGGGGCUGACCGGACGGCGUCCAUUGAGACGCUCAUGAACCAUCUGCAGGAAACUGCACUCAAUCAUGUGAAGGUCGUUGGGCUGCUAGGAGAUGGCUUCGGUUCGACGCCGGAGAUGAGUAAACGGAACUUGUUCUGGGUUGUCAGCCAAAUGCAGGCCAUCGUCGAGCGUUAUCCAUGCUGGGGUGAUACUGUUGAGGUGAACACCUGGGUUGGCCAUCAUGGUAAAAACGGGAUGCGUCGGGACUGGCAUAUACGUGAUUCUGUGACGGGCCUUACAGUACUGAAGGCGACAAGUAAAUGGGUUAUGAUGAACAAGGUUACUAGAAGGCUUGCAAGAAUUCCAGAUGAAGUACGGACUGAAAUAGAGCCGUUCUUUUCUGAGUAUGCUGCUAUUGAUGACCAAGACAACCGAAAAUUUCCAAUACUGCCGGAGCAUGACCGUGCUACCUCAGCCAAAUAUGUCCGGACAGGCCUGACUCCACGGUGGGCUGAUCUUGAUAUCAAUCAGCAUGUCAAUAAUGUUAAAUACAUUGGCUGGAUCCUUGAGAGCGCGCCAAUCUCCAUCCUGGAGAACCAUGAACUGGCGAGCAUAGUCCUGGACUACAAACGGGAGUGCGGCCGGAACAGCGUCCUGGAGUCGCACACCACGGUGCACACCGACUGCGCCGACGAGUCCGGAGAAACAACUCUGCACUGCGAGCAUCUGCUGAGCCUGGAGUCAGGACCGACCAUCGUGAAGGCCCGGACCAUGUGGCGGCCAAAGGGGGCCAAGUCCCAGGAAACGGCGGCUCUGUCGUGGUGA